UCGGUGAGGGGUUAAGCCUGGAAGAUGCAGACAGGUGUUGUUCAUCAAGAUAGAGGUCUCUCCCGAACCUGAAGGCAAGGAGUGUGAACAGACACUGGAAGAAUGCAGCGGUCAAGUGACUUCCUUUUGUCAGACCUUGGGAGAGAAGCUGCUUCAGCUACUGCUUGAAUACCACUAAGCUAUCAGAGUUGCCUAGGAUACCGGUCACGUGGGCACAUCUUCUGUACUUGCUCAAAAUGAUUUAUUUUUCCUUUAUUUUGGAGAAAAGUGGGGGGCGGGGCAGAGGGUCAGAGGUACUUUGAAGGCCUUGUUCUCCUAGAGAAGGGCCUUUGUGUGGGGAUAGCCUUACCGCCCCUAGCAGCAGCCCUUGCUCUUGGCACUAGGGACUAAAAUAGCAUUUCCUGUCCCAGUUCUCUUCCCCGUUUUCUGAACUCUGCGUCAUCCCACACAGAGAAGGCUCCGUGUUCUGUCCUUUGAGUGGGGAAGGAAUGGCGGCAGUGAGAGGAGACGAGGGCCUUGCUGUGGGCCUUGCCGACCAGGAAGUCUCCAAGUUGGCUGCAGAAGCAGCCAGCAGCUGCCCCCACCCACCACUCACUCGAGGAAAGCCUGGGUCUGGCCAGCUCCAUGUACCUGUUUGUCCCCUCUCCACCUCCCAAGGCAGGAAUUGGCAGUGAACACACUAGUCCACCCAGUGUCCUCUAGACCCUGAAAUAAAGCACUGCUCUAACAGGCCUUGUGGCCGGCUGGUUUGUGGAUGACAGGCAGGUGUGUCACGGCUGUACUCGCUGAUUUACUCUAGAGAGACAAAAGCACAGCAAGACAUUGUGGUAUGUUCUGGAAAAGUUCAACCCAAGGUGCUACAUGUGUUAACUCUCACGUGAUGUCUGUCUCUGACCCUAACACAUAUAUAGCAAGAGUGAAAAGUGAACGUGUACUUGGUGACUUUGGCUUUCUCCCCAGGCAGCGGCAUCUGUGUGUGUGUUGUGGAGCAGCAGGACCUCCUGGGAACAAUGCCCCCGCCAUCAGACAUCGUCAAAGUGGCCAUUGAGUGGCCAGGUGCUAAUGCCCAGCUGCUGGAGAUUGACCAGAAACGACCCCUGGCUUCCAUCAUCAAGGAGGUUUGCGAUGGGUGGUCGUUGCCAAACCCAGAGUAUUAUACCCUCCGUUACGCAGACGGUCCCCAGCUCUACAUCACCGAGCAGACUCGCAAUGACAUUAAGAAUGGGACCAUCCUACAGCUGGCUAUCUCCCCGUCCCGGGCCGCCCGCCAGCUGAUGGAAAGGACCCAGUCAUCCAACAUGGAGACCCGGCUGGAUGCCAUGAAGGAGCUGGCCAAACUCUCCGCCGACGUGACUUUUGCCACUGAGUUCAUCAACAUGGAUGGCAUCGUUGUGCUGACAAGGCUCGUGGAAAGUGGAACCAAGCUCUUGUCCCACUACAGUGAGAUGCUGGCAUUCACCCUGACUGCCUUCUUAGAGCUCAUGGACCAUGGCAUUGUCUCCUGGGACAUGGUGUCCAUCACCUUCAUUAAGCAGAUUGCAGGGUACGUGAGCCAGCCCCUGGUGGACGUGUCCAUUCUUCAGAGGUCCCUGGCCAUCCUGGAGAGCAUGGUCUUGAACAGCCAGAGUCUGUACCAGAAGAUAGCAGAGGAGAUUACCGUGGGACAGCUCAUCUCUCACCUGCAGGUUUCCAACCAGGAGAUCCAGACCUACGCCAUCGCCCUGAUCAAUGCGCUCUUUCUGAAGGCUCCUGAGGACAAGCGGCAGGAUAUGGCCAAUGCAUUUGCACAGAAACACCUUCGGUCCAUAAUCCUAAACCAUGUGAUCCGCGGGAACCGCCCAAUCAAAACAGAGAUGGCCCAUCAGCUCUAUGUCCUUCAAGUCCUGACCUUUAACCUCUUAGAAGAAAGAAUGAUGACCAAGAUGGACCCCAAUGACCAGGCUCAAAGAGACAUUAUUUUUGAACUGAGGAGAAUUGCGUUUGAUGCAGAGUCUGACUCUAGCAAUGCCCCUGGGAGCGGGACUGAAAAACGCAAAGCCAUGUACACCAAGGACUACAAAAUGCUGGGCUUUACCAACCACAUCAACCCAGCCCUGGACUUCACCCAGACUCCCCCGGGCAUGCUGGCCCUGGACAACAUGCUUUACUUGGCUAAAGUCCACCAGGACACCUACAUCCGGAUCGUCUUGGAGAACAGCAGCAGAGAAGACAAACAUGAAUGUCCCUUUGGUCGCAGUGCCAUCGAGCUCACAAAAAUGCUCUGUGAGAUCCUGCAGGUCGGGGAGCUGCCAAAUGAAGGGCGCAAUGAUUACCACCCGAUGUUCUUUACCCACGACCGGGCUUUUGAAGAGCUCUUUGGAAUCUGCAUCCAGCUGCUGAACAAGACCUGGAAGGAGAUGAGGGCUACGGCAGAAGACUUCAACAAGGUCAUGCAGGUAGUGAGAGAGCAGAUCACCCGAGCCUUGCCCUCCAAACCCAACUCCCUGGAUCAGUUUAAGAGCAAGCUGCGCAGCCUGAGCUACUCAGAGAUUCUGCGGCUGCGCCAGUCUGAGAGGAUGAGUCAGGAUGACUUCCAGUCCCCGCCCAUUGUGGAGCUGAGGGAGAAGAUCCAGCCCGAGAUCCUGGAGCUCAUCAAGCAGCAGCGCCUGAACCGCCUCUGCGAAGGCAGCAGCUUCCGGAAGAUCGGGAACCGCCGGAGGCAAGAGCGGUUCUGGUACUGCCGCCUGGCGCUGAACCACAAGGUCCUGCACUAUGGUGACCUGGACGACAACCCUCAGGGGGAGGUGACGUUCGAAUCCCUGCAGGAGAAAAUUCCUGUUGCAGACAUUAAGGCCAUUGUCACUGGGAAGGACUGUCCUCACAUGAAGGAGAAAAGCGCCCUCAAGCAGAACAAGGAGGUGUUGGAACUGGCCUUCUCCAUCCUCUAUGACCCUGAUGAGACUUUGAACUUCAUAGCCCCUAACAAGUACGAGUACUGCAUCUGGAUCGAUGGCCUCAGCGCCCUCCUGGGGAAGGACAUGUCCAGCGAGCUGACCAAGAGCGACCUGGAUACCCUGCUGAGCAUGGAGAUGAAGCUGCGCCUCCUAGACCUGGAGAACAUCCAGAUCCCUGAGGCGCCGCCACCUGUGCCCAAGGAGCCCAGCAGCUACGACUUCGUGUAUCACUACGGCUGAGCCCGGAGCCAGAGCGCACAGGAGGGGAUUUGGGGCCAGGAGCGACACUCCCAGUCUGGUGCCUUGUCCUUUUGCUUGUACAGAAUCUGUUGCGAUCGUGGUGGCCAGCCACUCCUCACACCCACUUCGGGCCACCCAGAACUUCCUCUUGGCCCCGUCCACCAGGGUCACGAAGGCGAGCUGUUCCGCCCUCCCUGUCACCACAAAGCCUGGGGUUGGGCCAGGAAGUCAGCAGCCCAUGCCUUCCGGCCUGAGAAACUGCACGUUGAACCGGGUGUAACAACACUCAAUCUCCUUUUCGGCAGCAGCCUGCUCUCUGAGAACGGGAGGAGCUGGCCCGGGAAGGGCUGUGUGCUGUGGACAGACAGGCCAGGCUUGGAGAGCCCGCAGAGUGACCGGCAUGGGGUGACCUGCGUGUGUGACCCUUGGCCUUUGCCUCUGUCUCCUGCACGAGGGCUUGCUCCAGCCUCAUUCGGUGCCAAGAUGCUGCUGGCUCACCAGGUCUGGCUCCAGCACUGGUCUCUGGAGCCACCAGAUCUCUCUCUGGGCUAAAUGGGGACAUCCGGCCCUGUGAGCUCUUAGUCUCCUCCAGGCCUCAUAGCCCACAGGACAGCUACAGGGAAAGCCCAGCAGAGGCCUGUGAUAAAGCCAACCCACCCCGCAACCCCACUUCCCCAUGUUUCUAUCUCAUCCUUCCUCAGGGAGAAAAGCUCCCAGCAGUCUGAACAGUGGCCCCCUCCGUUCUAAGAGCCCAGGAGAUUUGCCAUCCCUUCCUCCUCUUCCUUGCGCUGUGGUUUCUGCCAUGGGCCAGGAUUUCAGGGAACUGGCUGAAGCCGGCUGAGGCCACAGCCGUGCCACCAGGCAUCCCUGGUGCUGCAGCACCCGUGACCCACACACGUAGCCUCUGUCCGUAGUUUAAUACGGUGGCGCUCAGUUUCGGUAACCGGCGUGGCAGGUACGACCCAAUGAAGAGUGGACUCUAUUUUCUCUACUAUAGGCCAUACUUAUAUAACCCUGUAUAUAUAUAUUUAUAUAAUAUCAGCCUAUCCUAGGAGUGAAUGCUUGGGGGAGGGGAACCUGGAGGGCGGGGUGGGAGGGGGAGGCACCACUUCCGGCAGCAAGCCGAGACUAUAUGGGGACAGUGGUCAGAAGCUUCUUGUCAGUAACCAUGUUUUCAAUAAAU
Ochotona curzoniae (black-lipped pika) is the source of this 4356-nucleotide messenger RNA. RefSeq names its product engulfment and cell motility 2 (gene ELMO2). Bases 1011 to 3173 code for a protein of 720 amino acids. The record is from RefSeq and is a predicted model, not a curated record. Gene Ontology annotation, biological process: actin filament organization; cell motility. Lineage: Eukaryota; Metazoa; Chordata; Mammalia; Lagomorpha; Ochotonidae. The transcript is spliced from 20 exons.